GAUAACGCAAAUAAACAAGAGCCAAUGAGGAGCACGCAGUCAUUUUAUGUGAUAUCACUAGCUCGCUGAUAAGAUAAAACACAGUCAGAUCUAAGGUGUAACUCCAGUAUCCUUUCUUACUUUACGAAAAAUGUACUUCAAACGAAUACGCGGAGUGUUAGUGAUAUUAAGCGUCCUAGUUUCGGCGAGUUACGGGCAAAAGGACGACGUAAAAGGAGCAUGUGACAUUACACUGAGAGACGAGAAUCUGACGGUGAAUUGUUCGAGGAGGGACAUUAGCACGAUUCCUACCUGGCCGGAGCAAAUAAACAACUUAGAGCAAGUGCACGACGUGGUGAUAACGUUCUUCAACAACAGCAUCACCACGCUGACGGAGCUGAGCGGGGUCCGAGGCAGCCACGUGGCCAUCAGCUUCAAGUCCAACCAGAUCGUGGAGAUUGAGGACGACGCAUUCAGCAACGUGCCGCGCAUGGUCUACUUGGACUUGAGCAACAACUUCAUCACUGGUGAGGUGCUUCGAAGUGAAAUCUUCCACGGGCCGUACAAGAAUGGGGUGUAUGAUAGUAUCGCUCUUGAGACCCUGAACCUCGGCUUUAACGAGAUACAUUCUCUAGACAGAUAUCUAUUCCAAUACACCCCGAACUUGACACGUCUGUACCUGAACAACAACCCUAUCGAAAUACUCGACCACGUCACCAUCUUAGCUCUAUCGAGUGCCGGCAAUUUGGAGGUCCUCGACUUGUCAAAGACUGAUAUCGACACUAUACCACUGGAUGCAUUCAGAGGUUUAGCAAAUCUUCAGCACAUAGACCUAUCUGACAACAGAUUCACCACAGUGCCUGAAAGUUUAAGCCUGGUGGGGAGCACGCUCAAAUACUUGACGUUCAACAAAAAUCCUAUCGUGAAAUUAGACGACGAUAGUUUCGUAGGUUUAAACAACCUGAUUGAGCUGGAAGUGGCCGAGAAUGAUUACUUGGAAGAGGUGACGCGGAGCACGUUCACACCACUCAAAAACUUGAGAGUUUUGCAUCUGUGCCACAACAUGAACUUGCGCUACAUCAGCCAUAACGCCUUUAGGGGACUUAAGGACAAGUGGACUUUGAAAGAGGUUUACUUGGAUGACAACAACCUCAGUGAACUCUCCACGGACUUGAUGCCAUGGAGUAAGUUGGAGAUUCUUGGAAUGACAGGCAACAACUGGCUGUGUAACUGUGAUCUAGCCAACAUUAUCACAGGACAAGGUGCCAGUUCUAAAUUCAAACCCGGUGAAAUUCCAUACUGUGCUGCCCCUAUGAGAUUGGCUGGAUCACUAAUAACAAAUAUAACUAUUUCCUUCUGUCCUGCUUUUGAUAAGACAUUUACACCAAAUAGAGGAUUCAGCCUCGGCAAUUUGAAACCAAAACAUGUUAUAUGGAGCAUCCUAGGAGUGGCACUUAUUGUGUUUGUUGGGAUGGUGCUAGGAAUGCUAGCAAAAGGAAUCAAAACUGUGUAUGUAAAGAAGAUUAAAAAUGCAUCUAUCCGCUAUGCUAACUUAAAAGAAGAUGCCAUCAACGCCUAAAUGUGCAAUUUCACAGGCAAUUUAUUGAGACUUGCAGUAUUGCAUACAUAUUAUUAAGUAGUUUGUAAAUCUGUACAUAAAUAAGAAUUGAGAUAUAAAUUUGUUUUGGCAAAUAAAAAUGUACUUACA
Amyelois transitella is the source of this 1687-nucleotide messenger RNA. RefSeq names its product phospholipase A2 inhibitor beta. The transcript is spliced from 8 exons. Bases 131 to 1558 code for a protein of 475 amino acids. Gene Ontology annotation, molecular function: protein binding. The record is from RefSeq and is a predicted model, not a curated record. Lineage: Eukaryota; Metazoa; Arthropoda; Insecta; Lepidoptera; Pyralidae.